Molecule: messenger RNA, 2229 nt
Organism: Aplosporella prunicola CBS 121167
Lineage: Eukaryota; Fungi; Ascomycota; Dothideomycetes; Botryosphaeriales; Aplosporellaceae
Exons: 1
Coding region: 1-2229 (742 amino acids)
Biological process (GO): rRNA processing
Cellular component (GO): sno(s)RNA-containing ribonucleoprotein complex; Mpp10 complex; nucleus
Source: RefSeq, a predicted model, not a curated record
AUGGCGAAGCUUUCCUUCUCGCCGACCGACUCUAUCUCGUCGCAUACCCUCUCGGCUCAGUCCAACCAGCCCCCGCCUUCCGAUCCGAAGAACGCAUCCGCCCAAGCGCUGCUUUCGGCCCUCUCCGCCUCGCCGCACACUUUCCUCCAGCCCACCACUGGCCUCCACAAUGCCGCCCUAUCGCUCGCGAAGAGUCUUCUUGAUCCCCUCGCCUCUGGUGUCAGCGAGGCGCAACUAGCCCGCCGGGAGGAGGCGCGCAAGAAGCGCAAGAGAGGCGAGAGCGAUCAUGGAAGUGAUCAGGUCUUGCAGCUGAAGAAGGUCCACCUCGAAGGGUUCGGAGCAGACCAAAUCUGGGAGCAAGCAAAAAGGGUUCUGGAUGCUGCAAGGGACGAGGUUGAGCGCGACUUGCCUGACGUGCUGGGCGAAUCGGAUGAUCUGGCUGACGGCGACUCCGAUGCGCCAGACGGAGUUAAAGUGGGACGCUUUGACGAGGACGGCUCUGAACUCAGUGAUCCUGAAGGCGACGAGGGAAGCAGCCUGGGCGAGGAGGGUGUGGAUUGGGAGUACGAUGGCGAAGAUGUGGAUGAUGAUGAGGAUGGCGAGGGCAUUGAAGAAGGCUUCCACACUGAAGAGGAAGACGGCGAUCUGGAUGAGGAUGAAAUAGACCCGGACCUGGAUGAUUUCGACGACGAAGACAUGUCGGAUGAGGACCAACCAGCAGCCGAAUACGUUGCGGAUCCUCAUGGGCUUAACGACGGAUUUUUCUCCAUCGACGACUUCAACAAACAGACCGAAUUCUUGGAACAACAGGAUGUUCGAGGCGACCCCGACGAUGGUGCUGCAAGUGAUGAAGAGGAGGUUAAUUGGGAAGCUGAUCCCCUUUCCAUGAACCCAAGCACCGGCGAGAAGCUCAAGAAACCCACUGAGGAUGAGAGCGACGACGAAGAGGAUGGUCCUACCUUUGGCAAUGCAGACUUGAAUGCACCAGAGGGCGCCAGCGACGAUGAAAUGGAUGAUGAUGAUGAGCCCAUCGGGGACGAUGACAUGGAGAUGGGCGAUUCCUCGAACGCAAACAACAUCAUGUACGCCGAUUUCUUCGCACCACCCGCGAAAAAGGCUAGCAAGAAGAAGAAGGGCCGCCCGAACCCGCAUAACUUCCCUGCCGAUUACGAGGGUAAGCCGAAGCCUACUGAUGAGGACGUCGAACGGACCAUGGCCGCUGUCCACCGCGAGCUCUUUGAUGAGUCGGAAGAUGACAACGCUUCGGAUCUCAGCGACGCCGCGCCGGGUGAACCCAAGGCUCGCAAGUCUACUCAUGAGCGUCGCCAGGCGAAGCUCGCUGAGGAGAUUCGAAAGCUUGAGGCUGCCAACGUCGCUAAGCGCCAGUGGACACUUUCUGGUGAGGCGCGCGCUGCUGAUCGUCCUAUGAACUCUCUGCUUGAAGAGGACCUUGAGUUCGAACGCGCUGGCAAGCCCGUCCCUGUCAUCACCGCCGAGGUGAGCGAGGACAUCGAAUCCUUGAUUAAGCGUCGCAUUCUGGCACGCGAGUUCGACGAGGUUAUCCGCCGGCGUCCUGACGACCUUGCCACUGGCCCCGUCCGGCGCGGCAAGUUCGAGCUCGACGACACCAAGGCGCAAAAGGGCCUCGCAGAGGAAUACGAAGAGGAGCACCUGCGCAAGACGGACCCCAACUACGUUGACGUCAAAGACGAGAAGCUCAAGAAGGCGCACAAGGAGAUCGAGGCGCUGUGGCGCGACGUCAGCGGCAAGCUCGACGCGCUCUCCUCAUGGCACUACAAGCCGAAGCCCGCGGCGCCGUCGCUGGAGAUCCGGACCGACGCGCCGACGAUCAGCAUGGAGGACGCGCGGCCGACGGCGGGCGGCGACAUUGGUGGCGCGAGCAUGCUGGCGCCGCAGGAGGUGUACGCGCUGGGCGAGGAGAAGGCGGCCGGCGACGUGCUGACUAAGGGCGGCAUGCCUGUCGCGAGGGAGGAGAUGUCGCGCGAGGAGAAGGUGCGCAGGCGCAGGCGCGAGAAGGAGCGUAUCAAGAAGAGCGGCGCGCCCCAGAAGAAGGAGAGCAAGACGCAGAAGGAGCAGAAGGCUGUGGUGGGCGAUUUGAAGAAGGGCGGUGUUAAGAUUAUUGGUAAGAAGGGCCAGGUUACGGAUGUUGAGGGCAAGGCGAUCAAGGAUGGGAGGGUACAGGGUGGUGCCGGAGCGUUUAAACUUUGA